Molecule: messenger RNA, 4541 nt
Organism: Pectinophora gossypiella (pink bollworm)
Lineage: Eukaryota; Metazoa; Arthropoda; Insecta; Lepidoptera; Gelechiidae
Gene: Dp1
Product: vigilin
Exons: 17
Coding region: 209-3994 (1261 amino acids)
Cellular component (GO): nucleus; cytoplasm
Molecular function (GO): mRNA binding
Source: RefSeq, a predicted model, not a curated record
AGUUAUCACGUCUAUAUCUUUCUCAUUCGUUCCAUUAUAGCUUCAUUAUUUUAUCUGUUGACAGACAGACAUCUUUCUCCUCGCGGCUGCAUUGGGAGAGAGAAUAACCGAUCCUGGCGUCUAAAGGCUAGACAUUCAGGUUGAUUGGCUACAGUACAUACGUACUGUAACGACUCGGCGCGAAAAAGGACUGCUGGAGGGGACGAAAAUGAUGCAUCAGCAAUCCAUGAUGGUCGGAGACAUGUUGCCGGUUCAUUCCGAAAUGCCCGUGCACGGGGAGGAAAUGAACAAUAUGAACAACGUGGGCUAUGAGAACAGCGGGUCGGCUGGGUACGCCUAUGACGACCUGUUCCCGGCGCUGCCGCACUCGCAGCCGCCGGUGCAGCGCAGCAUCCAGCAAGUCAGCAAGCUGCGUGUCGGCUCUUCGCUGCAUACCCAGGUUUUCCACGUGCCAUAUGAAGAGAGAAAGCUGGAUAACGCCAAUACAUUCGGCGAGGGCGAGUCUCUCAGGACCUGCCAGGCUAUCACCAAGGACACCGGCGCCCACAUCGAGAUAUCAACAAGCAAGGACGGAAGCCUCACUUUCCUUAUCACCGGAAAGCACAGCGCCGUCCUAGAUGCGAGGCGCCAGAUUUUGACUCAUUUCCAACAACAGGCGAGCAAGCAGGUAGCGAUUCCCAAGGAGCACCACCGCUGGAUCCUCGGCAAGCAGGGGCAGAAGCUCAAGGAGCUGGAGAAGGUUACGGCUACUAAGAUCAGCGUGCCCGGCAUCAACGACAACAACGAGACCAUCACCAUCACUGGCACCAAGGAGGGCAUCGAGAAGGCCGAACAUGAGAUCCGCGUCUGCUCCGAGGAACAAUCACGCAAGGCAUUGGAGCGUAUUACGAUCCCGAAGAUCUACCACCCGUUCAUCCAAGGGCCGUACGGCGAGCGUGCGCAAGCGCUGACUGCGGACACGGGCGCGCGCAUUCACAUCCCGCCCGCGUCUACGCAGAGCGAUGAGAUUGUCAUCGCUGGCGAGAAGAACGGCGUGCUGGCUGCCAAGGCGCAGAUUGAGCAGAUCUAUGAGGAUAUGGUGAAGAAAUGCUCGACCGUGCGUGUAGAGGUUCCGAAGUCCCAGCAUAAGUACGUGAUCGGCGCUCGAGGCACCACCAUCCAGGAAAUCCUGAAGGAGACUGGAGUGUCUGUCGAGAUGCCGCCCCCAGACUCGCCCACCGGCACUAUCACCCUCCAUGGACCCCACAACAAAAUUGGUUUGGCUUUGUCGAAAGUUUGUGAAAAGGCGAACUCCGUGAAGACCGCGACCGUCGACGCACCUACUUGGAUUCAUAAAUACAUCAUCGGAAAGAAUGGCUCCAACAUUAAGAAAAUUACUCAAGAUUUCUCGAAGGUGCACGUGGACAUAACGCACUCGGAGGACAAGGUGAAGAUUGACGGGCCGCCAGAGGAGGUGGAGCGUGCGCAGGUGGAGCUGGACGACUUCGUCAAGAACCUGCUCGCGACGCUCACCUACGUGGAGCUCUCCGUGGACCCCAAGUUCUUCAAACAUAUUAUUGGCAAGAACGGAUCUAACAUUAACAGACUGAAGGUUGAGACUGGUGUAGUUAUUAACAUUAUUGAAAAUGAGGGCAACAAUGUAAUUCGCAUCGAGGGCAGCCAUCAAGGUGUCGCCGACGCCGAGAGAGAGCUGCGCGAGAUGGUCAUGAAGCUAGAAAAUGAAAGGACCAAAGAGGUCAUGGUCGACCACAGGUAUAUCAAAUCUCUUAUCGGUGUCCGAGGAGAGAAGAUUAAGGAGAUACGUGAAAAGUUCGACCGAGUGCUCAUCACGUUGCCCGACCAGGGACAAAAGAGGAGCCCGAUCAAACUGAGGGGACCCCAGGAAGAUAUCGAGAAGUGCGAGAAAUUCCUUCAUAAGUUAUUAAAAGAAAUAUCCGAGUCAUCGUACGUCCAAGAAGUGCCAAUCUUUAAGCAAUUCCACAAGUUUAUUAUCGGUAAGGGCGGCGCGAACCUGAGAAGGAUUAGGGAUGAGACUCAGACUGUUAUCGACCUGCCGGCUGAGGGUGACGACAGUGACGUCAUCACCGUGCGAGGCAAGCGCGAGAACGUGCAGGAGGCGGUCAAGAGGAUACAGCAGAUACACAACGAAAAGGCGAACAUAGUCACCGAGGAAGUGACGAUCGCGCCCAAAUAUUACAAUUCUUUGAUCGGGGCGGGUGGAAAGUUGAUUCAUUCCAUUAUGGAGGAAUGCGGGGGCGUGCUGAUAAAGUUCCCGGCGGCGGACAGCGACAGCGACAAGGUGGUCAUCAAGGGCCCCGUGGAGGACGUGGAGAAGGCCAAGCAGCAACUGCUGGCGCACGCCACGGAGCGGGAGCUCACGUCGCACACGGCAACGGUGCGGGCCAAGCCGGAACACCACAAGUUCCUCAUCGGCAAGAAUGGUGCUAACAUUAAGAAGAUCCGCGAGCAGACUGGCGCGCGCAUCAUCUUCCCCACUGAGAAGGAUGAAGACAAAGACUCCAUUUACAUCAUUGGUCGCGAGGAGCAAGUGGAAGCGGCACGCAAGCAGCUCGAAACGGCAGUGGCUGAGAUCAGCAACGUCUCUGAAGGCGAGAUGUCCGUCCCCGCGCGCCACCACAGGCACUUCGUAGCCCGUCGGGGCGAAGUCCUACGCCGCAUCGCGGACGACUGCGGCGGCGUACAGAUCUCCUUCCCGCGACAAGGCGUCAACAGCGACCGUGUCGUCCUCAAAGGACCCAAGGAAUGCAUCGAAGCCGCGAAAAUCCGCAUCAAUGAAAUAAUCGAAGAUCUUGAAGCUAAGGUAACAGUCGAAUGCGUGAUCGCUCAACGCCACCAUCGCACCGUGAUGGGUGCGCGCGGCGCUAAGGUCAAGGAUAUUACCGCAGAGUUCGACGUCCAGAUCAAAUUCCCUGAAAGAGACACGAACGAAGCCGCCGACAUUCCGCUGAAGACCAGCGAAGAGGGCGCGGAGCCUGGACCCAACGAUAUCAUCAGAAUCACCGGCCGCCCCGAGAACUGCGAGGGUGCUAAGAAAGCUUUACUUGAACAGGUGCCUAUAACGAUCGACGUGGAAGUCCCUAACGAGCUGCACAGGCUACUGGCGGGACAGAAGCGACGUGAGCUCAUGCAGACGUACGACGUCCACAUACUGCUGCCGCCCAACGAUGACCCCAGCGAUAUUGUCAAGGUCACGGGUACUCCUGCCAAUGUAGAAAAAGCAAAACAAGCGCUUGCUGAGCGGAUUGUCGAUAUGGAGAAGGAAAAAGAAGAUAGACUUCUCAGGUCAUUCGAACUGAAAUUCAGAGUAGACCCUGAAUACCAUCCACUUGUGAUCGGCAAGGGCGGUACGGUCAUCACAAAGAUCCGCACCGACUACGGAGUACAAAUCAACCUGCCGAAACGAGGCGAGCCUGAUGACGACAUCAUCACCAUCCAAGGUUAUGAGGACAAGGCCCACCAGGCCAAGGAAGCUAUCAUGGCUAUCGUGCAUCAACUCGACAACCAGUACCGCGAGGAGGUGGACAUCGACCCGCGGGUGCACAGGCGGCUGAUCGGACAGCGCGGCAAGAACAUCCGGCGCAUCAUGGACGAAUUUAAAGUGGACAUCCGCUUCCCCAAGUCCAGUGACGACAGCAUCGUCGUCAUCGCCGGUGAAGAAGAUAACGUGCUCGACGCUAAGGAUCAUCUUCUCAAUCUCGCUGAGGAAUACCUGCAAGACGUAGCGGACCGCUACACGCGGCCGGCGGCACCGUCGUUGGGUGACUUCAGCGACCUGAGCGGCGAGCCGAGCGCUGCCAGCGCGGCUACGGCGGCCGGCGCGGCGCCCGCGGCCGGCUUUGUGGUGAAAGGCGGGCCGUGGGAGCAGCGCGCGCCCGACACGGCGUCCACGCACGAGUUCCCCACCAUGCCGGGAGCGCCGCGCGCCGCGCCGCCACCACAGGCCGCGCCCGCUGCCUGGGGGCCCCGCCGCUAGGGCUCCGCCCUCGAGCCCGAAUAAUACCGACGCGACCCCUGCCCCUCUACGUGAUCUCCGUUUCUGACUCGAACUGUCUAACUCUCGUCGCGCAUGUACCGAUCGCGAUAGUGUAAUCGUUUCCGGUGUCGAUCUGAUAUUUUUGUCGAUACCCUUUACCGCUCUAUUUUAUUUCUAUUCUAUAGUGGGCGCGGCCGCCCGCGUGGCCCCGUAUAUAUAGCCGGCGCGCGGUCGUGCCCGGUGAGUCUGCGUGAGUAUUAUUCGGUCUUGUGCCCCAGUCUUCCCGCUCGUCGCCCUCCCGUGCCUCGUAGGGUCUAUCGUAAUAGUGACGGAGGCGUGUGAUUAUAUGCAUACAUACAUAUACAUUUUAAGUCUGUACGUAGUAUAGAACCGGGAUGCGCUGUAAUAUUAUAUUUUGUUAUUUUGUAUCGUCAUGGAGCGUCAGGAUCGUUCGGCCUAUUUUUACUGCGCAACUGAGGUACUGAAGUAUAUUUACGGCUGUAACUUUUACAUUAUUUAUUAUGCAAGCACAAGGUACCUAAUGAAA